UCCUUGCGGUUGGUUAGUAGUAACUGAUGACGCCAAAAGCAUGCGCGCGUAACCUUGUGCAACAAGAGUGUUGUCGAAUCAUCUGUGGAAACCGUGCUAAAAUAUUUUUGAAUGUGUAUUUUGUCCUCAGCAUUAUUCGGGAGUCAUGAGCAAAUAUAUUUUACCUGUUUCAGUUUUUGGAACAUUGUUUGGAUGCGCUGUUUUACUGAAGAACCAUGUGACCGGAGGCCGGUGUACUAGUAAGGCCACCAUUAAUGGGAAGACUGUGGUUAUUACAGGAGCCAACGCGGGCAUCGGGAAAGAGACUGCCCGGGAACUGGCCCGGAGAGGGGGUCGGAUCAUUAUGGGAUGUCGGGACAUGGGGAAGUGCGAGGAAGCUGCGAAGGAAAUACGAGGGAAGACCCUCAAUCCUCACGUUUACGCGUGUCGCCUCGACCUGGCCUCCAUGAAAUCCAUCCGAGAGUUUGCGGAGAGAAUCAAACAAGAGGAGCAGCGUGUGGAUGUACUGAUAAACAAUGCAGGGGUCAUGAGAUGUCCAGCAUGGAAGACAGAAGACGGCUUUGACAUGCAGUUUGGAGUUAACCACUUAGGCCACUUCUUGUUGACAAAUCUUCUGCUGGAUAAGUUGAAAGAGUCCGCCCCCAGCAGAGUGAUCAACCUGGCCUCACUCGCCCACAUCGUUGGAAAGAUUGACUUUGAGGACUUGAACUGGGAGAAGAAGAAGUUUGAUACCAAGCAGGCGUACUGUCAGAGCAAGCUUGCCAAUGUUCUGUUCACCAGAGAGCUCGCCAAGCGAUUACAAGGCACAGGAGUCACGGUGAAUGCUGUGCACCCAGGCGUUGUUGCCACGGAGCUCGGGAGGCACACGGGUCUGCACCAAUCACAGUUCUCAAGCUCUGUGCUCAGUCCCUUCUUCUCCCUGUUGGUGAAGAGCCCAGAGCUGGGGGCCCAGCCUAGCGUCUACCUGGCCGUGUCCGAGGAGAUGGAGGGGGUGACGGGAAGGUACUAUGAUGUGAUGACAGAAAAGGAACCAGCACCCCAGGCCCUGGAUGAGGAGGCAGCUCGCAGUCUGUGGGAGGUCAGCAGCAGGCUGGUGGGUCUGGAGGAGGGGGGACAGUCCGCCAAGUCAAACCCACCAGCAGAAGGCCAGAGCAUAGCUGCACAGACAGACCCAGCUCAGACACAAGGACAGAGCCCAGGACCAUCUGUCAGUACUGCGGGGCUGUAGGUCUGCUCUGGCCUCUGGGCCAGCAGAGGAUAAUGGACCUUUAUGGCUUGAGCUGUGCCAGGCUCAUUGGAACAAUUAACCGCCUGAGUCUGUGAUUCUGGUUGUCCUUUAUGUUCCUGCAUCAGGACAUUUUCUUUAAAACACGUAAAACAAGCAGCCUUUGAAAAUUGACUUUUGACUUUUUUUUUUUUUAUAAAGGUAGACUAUGUAACUUUCUGGAAAAAUAUCACUUGCGUUUCCUUACAAAUGAAAAGUUGAAUUCAUAAACAAACACAGUCUUGCUCGCUUCAAUACACUCAGGGGUUUUGCUGAUACAGCCUUACUUGGUCUGGUAUGACCAGUAGCUUGUGGUGGCUAAUGUUGGCUAACUUUAAAUAGAUAUUGCUGUGUAACUGACAUCAGUGAGUCAGUUUGUUUGUUUUGUUGACUUUAUGAUUCUUCUCUACUUGUGUGUACCUGUUAUACAAGGUUUUAGCAUUUAUCAGUAAUAAAGUUACAUAGUCUCACUUUAAGUUAUUUGUAUUAUUUCAGACACAUUGGAAAAAUGAUAUGAACCGCUAAAAUA
Siniperca chuatsi (mandarin fish) is the source of this 1793-nucleotide messenger RNA. Its product is annotated as retinol dehydrogenase 13-like. Bases 146 to 1228 code for a protein of 360 amino acids. The record is from RefSeq and is a predicted model, not a curated record. The transcript has 7 exons. NCBI's taxonomy places the organism in Eukaryota, Metazoa, Chordata, Actinopteri, Centrarchiformes, Sinipercidae.